UUUUAGUCGUCACCGUUUCGAUCGCUUUAUCUUCGGCUCUGGUCCGAAAAUCCAAACUUUGUCACUCUUCUGCAAGUCUUUAAGAGAGAGAGAGAGAGAGAGAGCUCGGGGAGGCUGCCAUUAACGUCGUCGUUUAGGAGCUUAUAGCACUGUAAAUUAAGCCUAACAAAACCACGGCUCUUUCAUCAGCUACUGAAAAGGACCCUUUAGCAAACGACGCCGUUGAAGAACCCUAAUUCUCUGAGCUCAGAUCACACUCUUGAGCUCCAAGUGCACCUCCUCCACUUGCUCAGCCUUCUGAGCCUUCCAGUAAUUUCACUUCCCAGCUUGUUUGUUGCUCAGCUAGCGUGAAAAAACUGAUUGUUUGUAUGAGGUGGUUUGAUCCAUGAUGCUGUUAUAUAUGGGCUAAACUGCUUUCCACAAAAACAAGUAGCUGAGCAAGUCUUGGUGGCUGUAUUUUUAAUGCCUGGUAACGAAUUUGAAGAUAGGAUCCACAACUUACAUGAGCUAGAGAAUUCUUCCCAAGUUCAGCAUCAAUCUCAAGCUGUGGAUAGCAAUUGGCCAGUUCUCAACUACAAUCAGUGGGUUGGAAAACAAAGGCAGACUGGGGAAGCUUUGGGUUUCAAUCUGAAAAACUGCAACUUGCAACAAUUAGAUUCUGUGAAAGGACACGGUGAUGGAUCUUUGAAUGUGUUGUUCAACCAAAACUAUACACAAUUUACUCCAAGACCUGACUUUUCCAACAGUUUGUCCAGAGAGCAACAGCUGAAUUCAAAUGAAUGUAUGCUUGGACGCCAGAAAUUCCAGGCAAGGAAAAGUCAGUCAGAGUUUUUGGGUGAAAAUGCAGCUCAUGAUCCACAUAAUUUAACUUCUAGAGGCCUCUCUUUCCUUAUAUCACAGCAAGAAAAUGCAUCCGGAGAUAGUCCCACCCUAACGACAAAUUCAGAAAGGUCGGAAAUUACUGAAGCUUCCAUUGACUUCGACUUUGUUGGAGGGAAGCAGCAGCUUGUGGGGGGCCAACAACCAGAUACUCAACAUACUCACCUAAUGCAGCAGUCUGGGUACAAUGAUAUGCAGUUGCUGCAGCAGCACAUAAUGUUCAAGCAGCUGCAAGAACUUCAGAGGCAGCAACAACUUCAGCACUUUGGUGACUUAAGGCAACAGAAUUCUUCAAACCAGAUUUCUGCAGUGACUAAACAGGCUACUGGGGCUCAGAUUUCACCUGUAAUAAAUGGAACACCUGUUAAUGAUGCAUCACCUAUGUUUAUGAACUGGAUGCAGCGAGGUACAUCUCCUGCUGCGCAAGGUCUAUCUAAUAACAGAGGACUAUUUUCACAAGAUCAGGGCCAGGCUUUGCGUUCCAUGGGUCUGGCUUCUCAGCAGCUUGAUUCAUCCUUAUAUGGUACGCCUAUUGCAAGUGCAAGAGGUAGUUUGAGUCAAUAUUCUUAUCUUCAAGGGAUGUCUCACGAUUCUACCAAUUUGUUGACUAAGGCUAGUGGUCAAGCACAGAAGCCUAUUACGCAGUCAACGGGCUUCAGUAGCCCUUUUGUAGGUGAUCAGGUUACCGUUUCUCCAGAGCAGGUUUGCUUCCCCCAAGGAGCUUUCAUGUCCAAACAAAGAUUUCAGAGAAACAAUGUGUUCGGACAGGUUCCUGUUCAGGGGUUGAAUAGUGCAGUCAUCUCAGGGAACCUCCAGCUGGGGAAUACUCAUCCAAAAAAUGCAUCACCAACGGAAUCUAAUGGAAGGCAAGAGCAAGCUGGUUGGCCUGGAAGCUUGCAGCAAACAAAUAUGCAACUUGGCCCUCCUCAGGGUUUGGUUCCCCUGGAUCCAAUGGAAGAGAAGAUUUUGUACAAUAUGGAUGAUGACAUCUGGGAUGCUCCUCUUGGCAGACGCACUGACAUUGGCACUGGAGGCUUUGGGACUGCAUUGGAACAUACAGAUUAUUCAAAUGCAUUUCCUUCUACUCAAAGUGGAAGCUGGAGUGCUCUUAUGCAGUCUGCUGUAGCAGAAGCUUCUAGCAGUGAUACUGGGCUACAGGAGGAGUGGAGUGGCUUGACUUUCCAAAAUACAGAACUCUCAACUGAUAAUCAGCCUUCAAAUGUUAUGGAUAGUGAAAAGCAACAAUCAAGUUGGCUUGAUAACAACCUACUCAGUACCUCCUGCUUAAGUUCAAAACCUUUUCCUGUGUUUAAUGAUUCUAGUGUGAGCUCUAGCUUCCCUGGCUUUCAGCAGCCAGGCAUCCAAUUCUCUAUCGAGCAGAGAGGCGCUCUGCACCAGGAUGACUCUCACGAAUCAAUUCACAAGUCUCCCCAAAACACUGGUGAGAGUUUAGAUUGCAGCCCUAAACAAAAGCCGUCCACUGAAGGAAGCCAACCCAUUCAACCACUUAUGCAAUUGGACGGUGCAUGGGCUGGUCAGAUUUUUGAGCACCCAGAGAGUGAUGCCCAUCAGCGGAGAAUAGCCUCAAGUAACAAUGUUAGCCGACCCUACAGUGAACCAAAAGGUGACAACAAUGAAGCUACAUACAAGAUUAGGGAUUCUGAUUAUUUUCUGUGGGAGGCUAAUAGUAAUCGCGGGGGAAGUUCUUUUUCUAGAUCAACUGGAGGAUUGGAGCAAGUACACUCUGGCACGGAUAGUACUCUGCCCAACAGAGAAAAUUCGCAAAUAUUUAACUUUGCUGCUGUGCCAAAUUCAAGCCCUUCGAAGGCAUCUUGGAAUACCAGUCAACAAGUCCAACAUAGUAAUCAGCUUGAUUACUUGAAGCAUGUUGAUAUAUCUAGGAACAAGGAAAACCAGAACAUGGGAAAAAACCAGCUUCAAAUGGGUAAUGGUUCUCAUGUUUCACAUAAUUAUCAAGUGGGAGCAGGCGUAACAUAUGAAAUGCAGCAGACUUGCUACCAAAAAGACAACUCUUAUGACAAUUAUGGCUCCAAAGGAUCAAGUGGACAAGAGCAAGAACAUUUAGGGAAGCUCAAAUUAAUUGAUAAUGUUUCUAGCAGUGCCGUGAACUUGGAUAAGUUACAGGGGCCCUUACCUGAUUUUCAAGUUAACUCAAAAGCCUCAGAGGUGCCUUCUAGAGGUGAUCUUGGUACAUCUAGUACCUUUCACAGAUCAGUUGGUCCUCAUCACUCAAAUGUUACUGCUCCAACAAGUGAAAAUAUGCUUGAGCUUCUUCAUAAGGUUGAUCAAUCAAGGGAGAAUAGCAGUAUACCUCAUUUUGGCUCUAGAGGGUGUAAUUCAUUGGUGCCUGAGGCAGAAACUCCAGCAUCCGUUAGUCAAUCAUACAAUCACCCUGCUGCUUCUCAAGGUUUUACGUUGAAAUUAGCUCCUCCAUCGCAACGGCUGUCGAACAUGAACCCUUUCAUCUCAUCUCAGGAUUUGCCAGAAGUAGCAAGCAAUCAAAAUUUAAAGCAAGCCAAUUCUGAGUCAGGAGAGAAAAACCAGACCUGGUUAGCUUCCCCAUCUGUUCAGUCUCUGCUGCCAUCUCAUGAAUCAUCUCAAAGAUCAAAUUGGGAGAAUAAAUUUAGUAGUUCAGGACAGACAAGCAUCCCCUCAUCUAUAUAUAUGCCUGGAAGCUCUGUUGCAGCUUUUACAUCUAGUCCUCCAUAUAUAAGGAAUCAACUUGGAACACAAGAAAUGUCACAUUUUAACACUUCUGGUCAACAAUUUGAAGUUUUGGAGGCUAAGCCAGUCUUGAAGCCUCCUGUUAUGUCAGGCAUGCAUCAGCAGGGUGCAUUUUCAUCGAGACUGCACAAUGUAUGGACAAAUGUACCACUUCAGCAACGUCUUUCUGGUCUGGAACCUUGUAAGGUUCCCUCUGUGGACCCAUCAACAGAUAGUGUGGAAACUUCACAGGCUUCACCCAGGCUAAAUGAUCAAAAUUCCCGGAAAGUUGGAUAUGGAUCAUCAGUAUUCGGCGCAUGUUCUAUGAAUUCACAAGGAUUUCAAUAUGAGGCAGAUCAGCCCAAGAAAGAGAGCUCCCAGCUGCAAAUAUCAUCUGAGAUACUUGAUGCUUCACAGACUAGUAGAUUUGCCUCUGGCUCAUUGUUGGCUCAUUCACACCAACAGGACCUUGAUGGGAUGCACCAUGAACACAACAAUGCCCCUGUUGCCCCUGAAAGAAAUCUUGGAUCCAUUGGCCAUUCUUCAAAACCGUCCUAUGUUUUCCAUCCGAAUUACUCCCUACUGCACCAAGUGCAGGCAAUGAAGAAUACGGAUGCCAAUCCAAGUAGGAGAGUUUCAGAUCUUGAGCAUGUAACUGCUAUGGAUGGAUCACGGUUAAUAUAUGAAUAUAAUUCCAGAUUCAGAAAUCAACUGGAUACUGGACUGAUUUCGGCAUCCCAGCUCAACUCAUUAUCAUCUGGGGAUACCAAAAGGCAAAGUUUCUUUACAGAAGCAAGAGAAGAUUCUGGCUUGAAAGCUUCUCCACAGCCUUCUCUCCUAGAUAGACAUUCUCAAGAAAUGGUCAAAUCUGGUCAAAAUGAUCCAAGUCAACCUACUACCAGUAAUGUGGUAUCUAAUCAUGGAGAACAUUCCCGGGUUAAUCUUCAAAUGGCACCCCACUGGUUUAAACAGUAUGAGGCUCUGAGAAAUGGGCAGAUGCCACCAACCUAUGAUGCAAUGCUUGCAAAGCCUGCUGCAGGGCAGAUUUCUUUUGGGAAGCCUUCCCAGAACUUGAAUGAUUUUUCUUCUGUGGAAGGUAUAGAUGCUGCUGAUGCUAGUCAGAGUGGCAGAGUUUCACCAAGCUAUGCCACCUUCAGAGCUGAUGAACCCUUUUCAGCCCCUUGUUUGUGGCCUUUAGAUGAGAAUGAUCAAUGCUUGGAUGUUGUGAGACCAAAGAAGCGCAAAAUUGAAACAUUUGAUCUUCUACCAUGGCACAAAGAAGUUAUGCAAGAUUCUCAGAGGGUUCAAAAUAUCAGUGUUGCAGAACAUGACUGGGCACAAGCCACAAACCGACUGAUUGAGAAGGUGGAAGAUGAGGCUGAAUUGAUUGAAGAUAGGCCACCAAUGCUUCGAUCAAAGAAAAGGCUUAUCUUGACAACACAGCUUAUGCAGCAAUUGCUUUGCCCUGCACCGGUGUCCAUUCUCUCGGCAAAGGCUGCUUCACAAUUUGAUACUCUGACAUACUUUGUUACUAAAUUAUCACUAGGAGAUGCAUGUAGCCUGACCUCUUGCACGAGAAAUGGUUUGUCACGUGUACCACUGAUCAACAGUGACUUGAUUUCAGAGAAGCUCAAAUCUUUUGAGGGCAUUGAUGACCAGUUCUUUUCAGAAGUUGUGGAUGACUUGAGCAGUAGAGCAAAGAAGCUAGAAGAUGACUUACUAAGAUUGGACAAGGCAGCAUCAAUUUUAGACAUAAGAGUGGAGUGCCAGGAAUUGGAAAAGUUUUCUGUCAUCAACCGGUUUGCAAAAUUCCAUGUUCGGCCAGCAGAUUCCUCCGGAACCUCAUCAUCAUCUAAUCCUGCUGCCCCUGCACCAAAACCCUUUCCCCAGAGAUAUGUCAUUGCACAUCCAAUACCUAGGAAUCUACCGGAGGGAGUACAAUGUCUUCCACUGUGAUCAUCAACUGAAUGAUCCCCUUCCCAACUGAAAUCCUCCUUUCAUCUAUGCCAUACAUUCCAUGCCAUUGCCCAUAUUCCGCCUAUGAUCUCUUUCAUCAACAUACAUACUGGUAUCAUGAAAGAAGAGGAUUUAUUGAUGGAAUACAAAGCAAGUCAACCCCAAGUGACAAAGGCCGCUUGUUCAAACUUGAACUGAGGUUAAUCAUUGUCAUUUUUGAGAAAGUACAUAUUAUUUCUUGUAUAUUUUGAUGAAUUUCCAAGGAGAAUAGGUAAUGCCCUAAGUAAUCUUUUCAAAUAGCAAGAGGAUCGUUGGUAUGGAUUUCUCUAGUUUCAGGUUGUUACAAAUAUACAUAAUUUAUAGGCAUAUCUGGUAGCCAUGGUUUUGUAGUUUUUCUUUUCCCCUACUUUUUCCACCCUUUUCAGGUUGGUUCUGCAUUGAGCUGGUAGACAAGGGAGUUGGCAUCUUGAAGAGCAAGUAAUGAGUAGGCGAUAAAAUAUUUAGAAAGGUAAAAGUGGUUGUAAUUCUAUUAUCAAAUUUAUUUUUGGUGCUUCUCACUGGAGUGGAGAGUCCCCCUCAACAGACAUGGGGAAUUUUUAAAAGCUUCUUUGACUAUGCAUUUCAUUAUA
Corylus avellana is the source of this 6188-nucleotide messenger RNA. Lineage: Eukaryota; Viridiplantae; Streptophyta; Magnoliopsida; Fagales; Betulaceae. The record is from RefSeq and is a predicted model, not a curated record.